This is a messenger RNA of Vigna radiata var. radiata (mung bean), 1138 nucleotides long. RefSeq lists its product as uncharacterized. Lineage: Eukaryota; Viridiplantae; Streptophyta; Magnoliopsida; Fabales; Fabaceae. Bases 125 to 859 code for a protein of 244 amino acids. The record is from RefSeq and is a predicted model, not a curated record. The transcript is spliced from 3 exons.
GUUUAAAAAAAAUGUCACGUUUGUGUAUGAGUGCGCCUGCGGGCAUUUGAUUCCUAGUUUGGAAUGUUUCUAGGGUUCUACCCUUUGACACAAGCUCCUUGUUAAUGAAACUGAUUCUCCCCAGAUGGACCAUACUAUUCCAAGAGAGAAAGACGUUGAAUUUGACCUUGAAAGUGGUGGGAACACUAGCGAAGAGGAUGUAGGCAAGGAUCGUUAUGUUAGUGAUAAAGAAUCAAAGGGUGCUUUGAGCUGGGCGGGGAAUAGGACUCCGAAUAUUGAUGGAACAUAUAAGGGUAAAACUGAGAUUGAGUCAUUUAGAAAUUCUGCAAAAUCUGGAGAUGUUGUGAUUAUAGAUGAAAAUAGUUUAGAAGUGUUUAUGGAUAGGACUUUUGUUCAACAGCAAUGGUCUAAUGUACAUGGUAACCAUCACAAACAAAAGAUUAAACCUUUCCACCCCAAAAAGCCUCCAAAGCCACCCCUGCCUCCCACAGGUCCUUCACUAGAUGCUGGUGAUCAGAAGUUUGUCAAGGAUCUUGCUGAGCUUGCCUUGAGAAAGCGCGCAAGGGUUAAGAAAAUGAAAGCAGUGAGAAAGAUGAAAGCAAACAAGUCAUCAUCAUCAUCAACUUAUACCAACCUUUCUGCCAUGGUCAUUACUGUUUUCUUCUUCCUUGUAAUAAUACUCCAUGGAAUCAGAUCUGUGAGUAGUGCUAGUGUUGGGGUAAUGGAUUCCCCUGAGGCUAAAUUUGCAGCAGAUGAAGGCUUGAUUUCUGUUCGCAUUCCCACGAACUUCAACACUAAUGAAGGAAAUGUACCUGCCUCUCAUUCAUGUAUGCCUUUCUUUCCCACACAGUGUAAUUGAAGUAAACUUUUAUGCUCACUAAGGUAAUGACUUUGCAUCAAAAUUGCAGCAAUUUGAUAGUUCUCCUAGUGUCUUAUAUUGUAGCAGUUCUGCAAGAAAGAUGAUGUGCAAAUUUUGAAGGUUCUUUCCCUUUCAAUGUGAGUUUAGUCUAUUCUUUACUAGUUUGGAUUAUGUAUGUCUUCUUGUACAGCCAUUAGGAAUCUUAGCCAUUGGUCAAGUUUGCUGUAUAGUGACUUGAUUGGUAAUGUUAAUAAAAAGGAGAGUCCUGCUUAUGGAUUA